GUCUUGCCAGAUGGUCCGCAGAUGUAUCGCGAUCGAGGCCUACGUGCUGCCAUUUGGCAGGCCUCUGGGCAUCAGAUCACUUCAUCGCUUGGUGGUGCCAACGUCCUGCCCGGGCAUAGCGCAAAAGCUCCAGCGCUUUCUAAGCAAGUGUCCGCAACAGUGGCUCGUGCUCUGCUGGAUGUUCGACGUCUACGCUCAAUCAAGUCUCAAGUGGACGAAUGAUGGUGGACGCGCUGUGAACAUGCUGCUGCCAGCUGCACUCCUUUUCUGCUUGCGAUGCAUCGACACUUUCUUGGCAUUUCCAAUGUGGUGCGCUUGCAGCCACCUGUUGCAUUGA
Molecule: messenger RNA, 337 nt
Organism: Symbiodinium pilosum
Lineage: Eukaryota; Dinophyceae; Suessiales; Symbiodiniaceae
Source: the annotation of a GenBank genome assembly